Messenger RNA from Striga asiatica, 483 nucleotides. Lineage: Eukaryota; Viridiplantae; Streptophyta; Magnoliopsida; Lamiales; Orobanchaceae. The record is from the annotation of a GenBank genome assembly.
AUGGAAAUCGGCGGCGGCGGCUCUUCAGCGGGCGGCGGGUCGAGGCGGCGCGGGGCGGAGAAGCCGUACAAGGGCAUCAGGAUGCGCAAGUGGGGAAAGUGGGUGGCCGAGAUCAGGGAGCCCAACAAGCGCUCAAGGAUCUGGCUCGGCUCCUACUCCACCGCCGUCGCCGCCGCGCGUGCCUACGACACCGCCGUCUACCACCUCCGCGGCCCCACCGCCAGGCUCAACUUCCCCGGUGAGGUCGGCCCCGCCCCCGCUGCCGGGGGGGACCUCUCCGCCGCCGCCAUCAGGCAGAUGGCGGUGGAGGUUGGCUCCAGGGUCGACGCCCUCCAGGCCGGCGCCGGAGGCGGCGGGGAUCCGCCGGCGCCGCACGGCCGCGGGGACCACGCGGUGACCAGGUCCUCCUGGUUCCACCACGACCUGAUUGACCUCAACAAGAAGCCCGAGCCCGAGGAAACCGACUCGUCGGAAAACUGGUGA